GUUUCGUCUCAAAGAGUCAUCAAACUCUGACAGACAUAAGCCACUUGCGCGGCACUUCGCAGUUCGCACUCUGCAACUCUUUCGAUCUUCCCUACCGUAACUGGUCGUAUUAGUGAAGAUUGCUCACAGAGACUUGUCUCUUUGCUGGAAUGGCUAAUAAUGCUCAAUUUUCUGGCAUACAGCCUCUUCGACCUCCUGUUUUUGUUGCUGGUCCUCCUCAAGGCACUCGUCCGUCAAUGCCAAUGCAAUUUCGAACUGAGGUUCCAGCACAGCAGUCACAACCCUAUAUGCCAGUGGCUUCUCAACAAUUUCAGCCUGUUGUCCAGAUUAAUAUUGGAUUGCCUCCUCACACUCAGCAACACCAGUUUUCUCAACCUAUGCAGCAGCUACCCGCAAGACCCGUUCAGGCAGGACAUAAUCUGCUUCCAUCACAGGCAAUUCCAGUGGCAGAUGCCCAUCCAAACAGGCCUAGUGCAUUUAUUUCACCUCAGUCUCAGCAAAAUGCUCAGAUUCCAAAUAAUUAUAUGCCUAAUUUGGGUGGCCCGAGAAUGCCUCCCUCUUUGUCCUAUUCUUAUUCCGUGCCUUCGUGUGGCCAACUACAAAUAAAUUCUGAUGCCAUGACCCAGUACCAGCCGAUAUCCCAGAUGAAUCUGCCCCCUGCUACUGGACAACCUUGGUUGUCAGCCGGAAGCCAGAGUCUAAUUUCUGUCACACCUGUUCAGCAGACUGGUGAACAAUCUUCAGUUAUUGCUACUGUAAUUCCAACAACAACUGCCCAGCCUAACCUCAUUGAAAAGGGUUCAUCAGACUGGAAAGAGCAUGUUUCUCGUGAUGGAAGAAGAUAUUAUUAUAACAGAAAGACAGGAUCAUCUAGCUGGGAGAAGCCUCUAGAAUUAAUGACAUUACUUGAGAGGGCGGAUGCAUCAACUGACUGGAAAGAGUUUACAAGUCCCGAUGGAAGAAAGUACUACUACAACAAGGUCACCAAGCAAUCCAAGUGGACAAUUCCUGAUGAACUCAAGUUAGCUCGAGCAAAAAUGGCAUCUAUCAAUGAAUCACAGGUGGAAAAGAAUGCAGAUUCUCAUGCCUCAGUUGCUUCUUCCUUCUCCGCUGUUGAAGUUCCAUCCCCUGAAGCAGAUACUUCAUCUUCCCCAGCUUGCGGCGUAGUGUCAAGUCCAAUUCCAGUGACACCUGUCGUUGCUGCAAUUAACCCACAACCGGUGGUGGCUUCGGAAUCUCCUGUCUCAUCUGUUACACAGUCUACUUUGACAACAAAUGCUGUUGAAGUGCAGACAUCUGAUCAAAAUGUCACACCAAUUGCUUCUGUUGCUGGAAGUGCCGAGAUUUCUAUCACUUCAGAAGAUGCACUUACAACGUCAAAGAGUACUUUAUCAGAUCAAGAUACUGUAAUUACCGCAAAUGGAAUUUCUGCGGGGGAUAUAGAGGAAGCCAAGAAAGAUACUGUAAUUGCUGGAGAAGUCAACGUUAGUGCACCGGGGGAGAAAAUAAUUGAUAAACAACCCGUAGUUUAUGAAAGUAAACUGGAGGCAAAAAAUGCAUUUAAAGCACUUCUGGAGUCUGCAAACAUUGGGUCAGAUUGGUCUUGGGAUCAGGCCAUGAGAGUAAUAAUUAAUGACAAAAGGUAUAGUGCUCUGAGAUCACUUGGCGAACGGAAGCAAGCUUUCAAUGAGUUCCUGGGAGAAAAGAAAAAACAGGAUGUAGAAGAGAGGCGUGCUAAGCAGAAAAAAGCACGUGAAGAUUUUAAGAAAAUGUUAGAAGAGUCCAAAGAAUUGACGUCAUCCACAAGAUGGAGCAAAGCAAUUGCUCUAUUUGAAGAUGAUGAACGUUUCAGAGCUGUUGAGAGAGCUAAAGACCGUGAACACUUCUUCGAAAAAUUUAUGGGGGAACUCGUGGAAAAGGCACGGGCAAGGGCAUUGGAGGAGCAUAAGAGGAAUAGAACGGAAUACUUGAAAUUUUUGAAAUCUUGUGACUUUAUAACGGCAAGCAGCCAGUGGCGGAAAGUUCAAGAUCGCUUAGAGGCAGAUGAAAGUUGCUCGCGUCUUGAAAAAAUUGAUCGGUUGGAAAUUUUUCAGGAAUAUGUACGUGAUUUAGAGAAGGAAGAGGAGGAGCAGAGGAAAAUGCGGAUGGAAGAAUCAAGAAAAGCGGAGCGUAAAAACCGUGAUGAGUUCCGGAAGUUGAUGGAAUUGCAUGUCGCUGAAGGCACACUCACUGCUGAGACUCACUGUCGCGACUAUUGUAUGAAGGUUAAGGAUUUACCUGCAUAUGUUGCAGUGUCAUCAAAUACCUCAGGUUCAACUGCAAAAGAUUUAUUUGAAGAUGUUGCCGAGGAGCUGCAGAAACAGUAUACUGAGGACAAAGCUCGAAUAAAAGAUGCAUUGAAGUUGCGAAAGAUUUCACUGUCAUCAACCUGGACGCUAGAAGACUUCAAGGCUGCAAUUUCAGAAGAAAUUAGCUCUCCACCGAUAUCAGAUAUCAAUCUAAAGCUUGCGUUUAAUGAGUUACAAGAAAGAGUGAGGGAGAAGGAGGAGAAAGAAGCUAAAAAACGUAAAAGGGCUGGAGAUGACUUCUAUGAUUUAUUGUGUACUUCAAAGGAAAUAAAUGCGUCUUCGAAAUGGGAGGAUCACAAACCACUUUUUGAGGAUAGAUUAGAGAACUGGUUCAUCGCUGAAGAGAGCUACUUUAGGGAGAUCUUUGAGAAAUACAUCACAGAACUGAAAGAGAAGGCAAAAGAGAAGGAGAGAAAGCGCUGGGAAGAGAAGACCAAGAAGGAUAAAGAGGGAAAUGAUAGAGAAAAGAGGAAGACAAAACACAGGAGGGAGAAAGAAAGAGUUGAAAGCAAAACAGGUAAAGGGCGAUCUAUGAAGGAUGGAACAGAAAGUGAUGAUGCUGAUAGAACAGAGACUGAUGUUUUGGAAGGAAACAGAAGGUCAGGAAAAGACAGAGAUAAGAAGCAUAGGAAACGGCACGUAAGUUCUGUGGAUGACUUGAGUUUUGAUGAAGAUGAAAAAGAUGGGUCUAAGACUUCUCAUAGACAUGGCUCUGACCGCAAAAAAUAUAAGCAGAUGGAUCGGCAUGGUGGUACUUCUGAACCAGAUUGUGAAAGCCGACAGAGGAGACACAAGAGAGAUCACCGGAACGGUUCUCAUAGGACUGGUCACUAUGAGGAACUUCAAGACAUGGAACUUGGUGAAGAUGGAAAGUUUGGUAGUUAGUUGCUCGCUAGUAAAUUCUUUAUUCUUGCUCAAAUCUCAUAAUCAUCUACAGCAUGGAUUAGAUAUUUGUUUUUGAGUGUACUUUAUUAUGUGCAGCAUAUCCUGGUCAGUGUUUGAUGUUGCUUUCUAAUUUGAACUUGAAUAGACCUAACCUUAUAUUGUUGUUCUCCUAAAAUGUCGUAGUGAAGAUGGUGUUCUUGCUAGGUGGCUUGGAUUUUUUUUUCUGAUGUAUAUUUGCUACUUAAAUUUUUGAAUCAACUUGAGAAAGCA
Messenger RNA from Cornus florida, 3503 nucleotides. RefSeq names its product pre-mRNA-processing protein 40A-like. Gene Ontology annotation, biological process: mRNA cis splicing, via spliceosome. Gene Ontology annotation, cellular component: U2-type prespliceosome; U1 snRNP. The transcript is spliced from 29 exons. The record is from RefSeq and is a predicted model, not a curated record. NCBI's taxonomy places the organism in Eukaryota, Viridiplantae, Streptophyta, Magnoliopsida, Cornales, Cornaceae. The coding region runs from base 150 to 3233 and encodes 1027 amino acids. Gene Ontology annotation, molecular function: protein binding; RNA binding.